AUGGCCACCGACGGCAGCGAUCCAAUUCCCCCGCACAAGACCUUCGACACCAUCUUGGUGCUCGACUUUGGGUCGCAAUACUCGCACUUGAUCACCCGUCGCCUGCGCGAGCUCAAUGUCUACAGUGAAAUGCUUCCUUGUACUCAGAAACUCUCCGAGCUCGGCUGGACCCCCAAGGGCGUCAUUCUCUCCGGAGGCCCUUACUCGGUAUACUGGCCUGAUGCGCCGCACGUCGACCCCGAGGUUUUCAAGCUCGAUAUCCCGAUUCUGGGCAUCUGCUAUGGACUACAGGAGAUCGCAUGGAACCAUGACAAUACGAAUGUACUCGCGGGAGAAAAGAGAGAGUACGGGCAUGCGUAUCUCAAGGUGGAAAGACACGGAGAUGCAAGCACCGGUGGACAUGUGAACGCGUUGUUCAAAGACCUGGAGGACGAUAUGGAGGUCUGGAUGAGUCAUGGUGACAAGCUGAGCCAUAUCCCUGAGGGGUUUGUCACCGUCGCCACGACGGAUAAUGCUCCCUUUGCGGGCAUCGCACACAGGGAAAAGAAGCUGUAUGGCAUCCAGUUCCACCCCGAGGUCACACACACGCCCAAGGGCAAACUUCUGCUCAAGAACUUUGCCGUGGAUAUCUGCCAGGCAAAGACGAAUUGGACAAUGAGCAAAUUCGUCGAUCAGGAGAUUGCGCGCAUUCGUGCUCUGGUUGGCGAGAAGGGACAGGUCAUUGGUGCCGUCAGUGGUGGUGUCGAUUCCACGGUCGCCGCAAAGUUGAUGCAAGAAGCCAUUGGCGAUCGGUUCCAUGCUGUGCUGGUCGAUAACGGAGUCCUGCGGCUAAACGAGGCCCAGAUCGUGAAGGAGACCCUUACCAAAGGACUAGGCAUCAACCUUACCGUCGUCGACGCAUCAGAGCGUUUCUUAGGCCGUCUCAAAGGCAUUACGGAUGAUCCGGAGAAGAAGCGCAAGGUCAUUGGCAACACCUUCAUCGAGGUCUUCCAGGAGGAGGCUAAGAAGAUUGCUGCGGCAGCCCACAAUUCAGAGCACGCUGGAGAGAUCGAGUGGCUCCUUCAGGGCACGUUGUAUCCCGACGUCAUCGAGAGUAUCUCGUUCAAAGGACCAUCUGCGACCAUCAAGACACAUCAUAACGUCGGCGGCCUUCCGGCCACAAUGUCUCUCAAGCUCAUUGAGCCCUUGCGCGAGCUAUUCAAGGACGAAGUCCGCGAACUCGGCACCAACCUCGGCAUACCGGAGGACCUAGUCUGGCGCCAUCCGUUCCCAGGCCCGGGCAUUGCCAUCCGUAUCCUUGGUGAGGUCACACCCGAGCAGGUCCGCAUCGCGCGGGAGGCCGAUCACAUCUUCAUCGAAGAGAUCAAGGCUGCUGGCCUCUACAGAAAGAUAAGUCAGGCGUUCGCAGCGUUGCUGCCCGUCAAAGCAGUGGGUGUCAUGGGAGACAAGCGUGUCCACGAUCAAGUCAUUGCGCUUAGAGCUGUGGAGACGACCGACUUCAUGACGGCGGACUGGUAUCCAUUCGAUGGCGAAUUUCUGAAGAAGGUGAGCAGGAGGAUUGUAAACGAAGUCAACGGCGUCUGCCGUGUGGUAUAUGACGUUACGAGCAAGCCCCCUGGGACCAUUGAGAUGGAGUAG
Molecule: messenger RNA, 1638 nt
Organism: Westerdykella ornata
Lineage: Eukaryota; Fungi; Ascomycota; Dothideomycetes; Pleosporales; Sporormiaceae
Product: GMP synthase
Exons: 2
Coding region: 1-1638 (545 amino acids)
Biological process (GO): GMP biosynthetic process
Cellular component (GO): cytosol
Molecular function (GO): GMP synthase (glutamine-hydrolyzing) activity; ATP binding; GMP synthase activity
Source: RefSeq, a predicted model, not a curated record